UCUUUAACUUGAGAAACCAUGAUCACUUUCACUUCUGAGUUCUGUCGCUAUCUCUCUAAUGGGUUCUCUCUUGAGCCACAGACUGAUAUCAGAAACAGGGUCACCUUCUGGUUAUUGGGUUGCUAUAAUCACCAUUGUUGCUCUUUCCUUCUUCAAAUCCACAUUUGCUCAGUCAAGCCUCUGUAGGACCUCUUGUGGCGAUAUCCCCAUCAACUACCCUUUCGGCAUCGACGAUGGUUGUGGAAGCCCUUAUUACCGACACGUCUUCAUCUGCUCAGAUUCUGGAAACCUUGAACUGAGAACCCCUUCCGGGAGAUACCCAGUUCGGAAUGUGAGCUACUCCGAUCCCCACAUUCUAGUUUCUGAUCCAUUCAUGUGGAACUGCGACGAUGGCGACAACUUCCGUCCAACCAGGCCGUUCAGUCUCGACACCAGCAAUCCCUUCUCCCUCUCCUCCCAGAAUGAAUACCUCUUCUUCAACUGUAGCGAGGACGAUGUGCUCAUCGAGCCCAAGCCCAGCUUCUGCGAGCGGUUCCCAGAACGGUGCGACUCGUCGUGUGACAGUGCUAGCUAUCUCUGCCGGCAUCUACCCGACUGCCCCGCGGAACUGAGUGGGAGAAGUUCGUGCUGCUCUUACUACCCCAAGGCAACGGAGUCUCUGAGGCUGAUGCUGCAGUAUUGCGCAUCUUACACAAGUGUUCACUGGAGAACCAGCGGUGCAGCUCCGCCUUAUGAUCAAGUCCCCGAGUACGGAAUUCGGGUAGAUUUUGAUAUUCCGGUGACCACCCGUUGCCUUCAGUGUCAGGAUAACUCCAAGGGAGGUGGGACUUGUGGAUUUGAUACCCGGUCGCAGAGUUUCUUGUGCCUCUGUCAUGAAGGAAAUGCCACCACUUUCUGUACAGAUCAUGGAAUUUCCGGGCAUAGUAAAAGGAUAGGAGUAAUUGCUGGGACGGCAUCUGCAGUUUCUGUCGCUGCUGUGGGGGUUGCAGCUGCUGUGUGGUAUAUUAGAAAAGUGAGAGCUAAAGCACCAGUAACAUGUGGAGUUCAGAGCAAUGAAAAUAGGCUAUUUUGAUUUUUCAGCAGUUUUGACUUUUGAGGGUAGACAAACUUUUACUGCAUUUUUUCAGGUUCCUCUCUCUCUCUCUUUGCUCUUAUUUCCUUCUUUUUAGUCGGCUUAUAAAGUCAGCACGGAGUAUGGUUAUUGACGGAUCAUCUCAUACCAAUGGACGUCAAGAUUUUGAGUGAAAAUUUCCCUUGUGCUUUUAUGUGGCCCAAAAUGAAUAAGUGAUAAUAUAUUGUAGGAGAUUUUGAGAAUGUAUUCUA
Messenger RNA from Nelumbo nucifera (sacred lotus), 1323 nucleotides. Its product is annotated as wall-associated receptor kinase-like 15. The record is from RefSeq and is a predicted model, not a curated record. Lineage: Eukaryota; Viridiplantae; Streptophyta; Magnoliopsida; Proteales; Nelumbonaceae. Gene Ontology annotation, molecular function: polysaccharide binding.